Molecule: messenger RNA, 1227 nt
Organism: Volvox carteri f. nagariensis
Lineage: Eukaryota; Viridiplantae; Chlorophyta; Chlorophyceae; Chlamydomonadales; Volvocaceae
Exons: 4
Coding region: 1-1227 (408 amino acids)
Cellular component (GO): nucleus
Source: RefSeq, a predicted model, not a curated record
AUGGAUUUGCUGACCGGAUAUGGCUCAGAUGCUUCGGACAAUGAAGAUAAUGUUGUACCAACCUCGAACUCGGUCCCUGUCACCGAGGGCAGGCAGAGCACAGUGGCUCAGGCUCAGCAACAACAGCAACAAAUACAGUCUGAACGAGAAGGGGUGAAAGCCAACGGUGGGGGAAUCCCAAGUGAAGGCGGCACUGGUGAUGGGCUGUGGGAGCGGCUGCCCAGACCAGCAGUCACAUCCUCAACCCCUUCCAUCAGCGGCCUCGCCAGCCUGCCGCCGCCCUCAGGGGGAGAGCCCCGUGGAGGCGGCGGUGGCACCCGUAAAGUUGUCACAAUGCAGCUUCCUUUCCGCAAGGAGCUGCUCGCGGCUGCACUGGACAGCGACGACGAAGAUGAGCCCGCAGCAAAGCGGGUCAAAACUGCCGGCGGAAAGUCCCGCCUGAUGGAUUUCCUCCCACCUCCAAAAUACGAUACAGGAAUUGCACGACCGUUAGGCGCAGUAUCCACCAAGGCGGCAGCACCGGCGCCCCCAGCAGCAGCACCACCACCAGUACCAGCUCCGGGCGCAUUUGGGUCCACAGCGGCAGGCAGCAGCGCCGGCGCUCUUCCCGCGGACUUUUUCACUGGUGGGGCCCCGCCGGCCCCGUACGGCAAUGAAGCCUACCGCGUCCGUGACGACGACGCCGAUGACAUGCCCGGGGCGGCCAAUCAUCCGGGGCCCGCCUACUACGGUGCUGCUGGGUUUGCCGCUUCCCCCGCAUACUACGCGUACACACCACACGACUAUGGGCCCUCGGCAUCUGGGCCACCGCUAUCAGGAGGCACAGCGUCCGGCCGGGUUAGUACGGCAGCCAUGCCGCCGCCGCCGCCUGCGGGCCCAGAGGACCUCAUAGCGGAGGCGCUUCGGGCCGAGCAGGAGCGCGCCAGCAAGCGCGGUGGCGGCGGUGCGGGCGGUAUGAAACUUGUGGAGAUCAACGCUAAGGACCUAACCCGCAUGGACCCCGCAGCCAAGGAGGCCGCCAACAGCGCACGGGACGCGCUGGGACCCGAGUAUGCUCUCUCACUUCGGCGGUCCGCCGCCCCCUUCGAGGGCAGCAAGAUGGCUCGUCGCAAGCACCAGAUCGGUACGCUGCUGUUUAACGCGCGGAUGCAGGAGCUGGAGCACAUGGAGAAACGGACCCAGGGGCAGAAGAGCAAGGCCGAGACGGCCGCCAAGUACGGCUGGUGA